GAGACGAUUCCAGCAAGGGGCCGCCUAUGGAUAGGUUUGCUGAUUACCGUACAGUUGGAAAACAGGGUUUGGAUGACAUAUUUAGCCCUUAAACGACUGAUUUUAAGAAUUCUAAUUUGAGUAAUGGAUACUAAUGCAUCAUGAAAUAUCUUCUAAUCAAUCAAAAACGAGCUAAUUUUACCGAAUGAUUAUCCAACUGAAUUCCCUACACAUCCCAGUGAGAACUCGCGAUGAGCUGGUUCGUGGCGCGCACCUACUUCGACACUAUACGACCCGUGUACCGUGCGUCCCGGCUUCUGCUGGUCCAUUUUACCACCAUCGACUUUUCCGCCCGGAUCGUGCACCGGUCUUUGACGGAUCUGGUCUGCUUCGUGCUGGCAGCACUGCUCGAUGUUUACAGCGCGUCCUGUGGACUGCGAGCGAUCCUGGCCUUCCUAAGUCUGACCGAUUCCGUCCUGGUCAACGUGGGAACGUACGGAGCUACGGUGCUUUGCUGCCUUUUUGCGGUGACCGUGCCCUGGUGGAACAACUACAACGGCUUUGUCAUCUUUGAGCUGUACAACAACAUUGCCAGGUGUAGCGAUGAGCUGCUGGUGCUGGGACUGACUGUGAAUCACCGGAGGAAGUUCAUACUGGCCACGGUGUACGUGACGUACUUUGUGAGCUUGCCGUUCCAAGUGCUGCUGACCUACAGUUACGCACCGUCACUGUUCAAGUGGGUUGGAAUGGAUCGGUUGUACACGGACUUUAGGUCGACGUUCGCUUUUGCUCGCAUGCUGCUGAUACUGUGUCUUUGCAACUGCUACUCUUCUCUUACGCUUCUAUCGCUCAGAACUCACUUUAAGCUGCUCAACGAAGCGAUUUGCAAAUACUUUCCAACGUCCGUUCAAACGCAGGCUUCACACGUUGGAGACGUACCAUCCACUCAGCGCUUGAUCCAAACGUUGGCCAAGCUGCACGAACGACUCAGUAACACGGUGCACCUAUUCAACCACUGCUUCUCAAUGCAGUACGCGGUCCUGAUGUGGGCUGGCUACGCGUUCACCAUAUUCUCGGCGUUCUUCCUGAUCCACUCGUACACAACCAAUGUGACGGCGGAAAUGCGGUGGCUCUCCCGCACCAACAUGGUCCUCGAUGGCUUGUUUGUCUUUUACAUCGUGGAAUUCAUGGCGUUGGCGAGUGUUGUGAACUCGGAGUGCUCACGUACGGUAGUUGUGAUCCACAAAGUAAUAGCGUACGGAAGAUUCGAAAAACGAGUCUUGAAAGAACUUCGCACCUUCUCGCAGCAGUUGAGCCAUCACUCGCCACGGAUCACAUGCCACUUGUACGACUUCAACUGGGAACUGUUUUACCGGAUGGCCGGCACGCUCACGACGUACCUCGUCAUUCUGAUACAGUUUGACUUGAAGAACAUCAACUACGAAACGCUUUAGUAGCUCGGGCUCGAAAGGGUUACAGCCAACCUUCAACGAUCCGGCGACGACGCCAGUUUGAGUUUGCAUCCGGACAAGGACGUGAUUCCGGCCGCAUGAUAUUCCGGGUGAUUU
Molecule: messenger RNA, 1547 nt
Organism: Culex pipiens pallens (northern house mosquito)
Lineage: Eukaryota; Metazoa; Arthropoda; Insecta; Diptera; Culicidae
Product: putative gustatory receptor 22a
Exons: 4
Coding region: 231-1433 (400 amino acids)
Biological process (GO): sensory perception of taste
Cellular component (GO): dendrite; neuronal cell body; membrane
Source: RefSeq, a predicted model, not a curated record